ACAAAACACGUUAAUGAGGCUGAAAACCCAAUCGACGCACCUCGACUCCGCCGUUGUCGCCUUGUGGCCGUUUGUUCCAGAAAACCUCGACCCAGCCGCGAUUUUUUGUCAUCAGCGACUUCGUCCAUCAGGUUUUAAUGGGUGGACCAAGAUGGAAAGGAAAAGGGUCAGAAGCAAAAGCCCUUGAAAUUCCCAUGUCAAAGACAGUUUCAGAUCUCCAGUCUUCUCUAAUCAAAUCCAAUUCUUCAGGAAUACUAUCAGGCUCUAGUGUACUUCUUGCAACUAAUCCUGACCAAACUGACCUUCUAAAUCAAGCCUGUUUUGGUCGACCAAUUAUAACAAUCGAUAAAGAUAAACAAUGGUUUCAGUUGACUUUAGAAGAAGCCUUUUAUCUAUCUUUUUCUCUCAAUUGUAUAAAGAUUGUAACUGGUGAUAAUGUUAUAAAAACAAAUAACGAGUUAUGGGACUAUAUCAAUAUGACCUCCAAAAGGGUAUCUUUUCCUGAUUACUUUAAAGCUUAUUCUCAUUUAAGAGCCAAGAAUUGGGUCGUGAGGUCCGGGUGUCAGUAUGGUGUUGACUUUGUGGCAUACUGUCAUCAUCCUUCACUUGUUCACUCCGAAUACGGUGUGCUGGUUUUCUCUGAUGGGAAUCGGAAUCGGAAUCAGAAUUGGAAUGGGAAUGAAGAUGGGAAUGGAAUUGGGAAUGAUAGAUUGAGGGUUUGGUCUGAUUUUCAAUGUAUGCUUCGGCUUUCUGGUAGUGUUGCAAAGACAUUGUUGAUUCUUUAUGUAAAUAGAAAUGGUGAAAAUGGGAUUGAUUCACCUUGUUGUUUAGGGAAUUAUAGUGUUGAAGAGCGAACAAUUACAAGAUGGAAUCCAGAAAGAUUUAGGGAGGAUCAAGAGAAUGUGGAAAAUGGGACCAAGUUAGUUAAUCUACUCUAAAUGAAAGAAAUAACAAUGUACUUUCAUUUAUUUUUUUAUUAUAGCAUCUUAUUUUGAUUUUUUUUUUCCAUUAAAGCAUUAUGUUUACAAUUUUUGUUCUUAUAAAGGUAAUUGUACUUUGAUAAAUAUAUCUGGUCCUUUUUUUAUAAAGCUAUUUAUUACAUUUAA
Messenger RNA from Lactuca sativa (garden lettuce), 1106 nucleotides. RefSeq names its product tRNA-splicing endonuclease subunit Sen2-1. Gene Ontology annotation, molecular function: tRNA-intron lyase activity; nucleic acid binding. The record is from RefSeq and is a predicted model, not a curated record. Gene Ontology annotation, cellular component: cytoplasm; tRNA-intron endonuclease complex. NCBI's taxonomy places the organism in Eukaryota, Viridiplantae, Streptophyta, Magnoliopsida, Asterales, Asteraceae. Gene Ontology annotation, biological process: tRNA-type intron splice site recognition and cleavage; tRNA splicing, via endonucleolytic cleavage and ligation.